UUUGUUUUCAUUUUUAAUUGACAUAAACCCAAUGCAAGUAGAGAUCGACAUGAGUUGCAGACAACUUUACAAAUGGUUCCUCCUGGUGAGUCUCCUUCUUCUUCUGCCUCUGAUGUUGAUAAUUUAAGCCACCCAACAACAGCAGACAAGGUUGUUUUUCCAAAAGGUGUUAGCUCUCCCCAGGUUGCUGCAAAUCAUGUUAUUUCUGCUCGAAACCGUCCUAACUUUGUGCGCUUACUCAAUUUUGCACAGGAUGUAAAUUAUGCUAUUGAAGCUUCAAGGAAAUCACGAAUUGCUUUUGGAGUUGCUAAUUCAAGUUUGGGAGGGGCUGAAAAUGGGGAGGUUAUAUCUUCUGUGAAAAAAGCUCUUGAUUUUAACUUCCAAGACUGUUACGCUUGGUACGUGUGGCAAUGGAAGCCAUUAGCCAUUAAGAAAACAAAUCUGGUUGGUGAGGAUGAUUUUAUACUAGGAGGAAAUUUCAUUUUGAUGGUAUAUCUUUGGGUAUGAAGUCCUAGAGGACAAAAAGAAAAGGGGAAGGGCAGUUCUUCCUUCUGCGAAAAACUGGCAAGUGCCUGCUUUCCAAAACUCACUGUACAUGUGUGACAAGAUAAAUCUGGGAUUUUCAGUAUAUUCUUUCACAAGCUGCAACUGCAUUCUGACUUGGGACAAGCCCUGUUAAUUUCCUUCUCAAGUUGGUAUUGAAGACUUGUGAUUCAUAAGGUUUAUAUGUGAAAGUUUUCUAAGUUGUAUAAAUAGGUGAUUAUGCUCAAAAAGAAUUGUGGUUGAAGAAAUAAUUUUGUAUAAAGAUAGAGAAGCCAACAAUAGUAGAUUGAGGUGGAUUGAUAGAAAUUCCAAUAGUAGAGUUUGCCAUUAUUUUGGCAUCAGUGUUCCCUGGAGGGAGUUUUAGUUCACCUGACUAAUUAAUUUGUUAAUGCUAUUUUACUUGGAGACCUCUUUAGGAAAUACAGUGAUAUACAGCAGCAUGUGCUUGCUCUUUUGCCAUAGGGACUGCUGUUUUCUCAUUUCAAGCACCAUGAAGCAAAUCACUGUAG
Durio zibethinus is the source of this 1052-nucleotide messenger RNA. The record is from RefSeq and is a predicted model, not a curated record. Lineage: Eukaryota; Viridiplantae; Streptophyta; Magnoliopsida; Malvales; Malvaceae.